ACCCACAUGCAUUUCAGGAGAUCUUGUUGGUAUUGUUUACAAUAUUGCAUUUUUUACAUUAGGUAAGCCAAGAUCAUACUGUUUUCUACAUUAGUUGGGCUAGCAUAAAUGGUCGCGUCCAGGGGGAAAAUAAAGCUCUGGCUUGUUGUGUAACACAGAAGUUAAAAUUCAAUAUGGCAAGUGAUACCAAACCUACCAGAGUCAUGUGGGUCAGCUAAUUGUCAUGUGUUUUCAAAGAAGGCUGAGCAGGAAAUAUUUUUGAAAAUCUAACUUUUUUGGAAUGUGUUUCUAGCCAUGACUAAAUAGACAGAUGAUUGUUGGAAGAGCUUAUUCAUUAUUUAGUACCUUUCAAACAUAGAUAAAACACUUUAAAAAUAACAAAUAAACAAACAAACAAACAAACAAACAAACAAAUAAAUAAAUAAAUAAAUAAAUAAAUAAAGUAUAUUGCUAUUUACAAAUUCCGAUUUGAAAUGUAGCUUUCGGCGUGUGCAGAAAGUGGCGCUGUAUUCCAGAAAAAGAAAUGGGCUGUCCACUGGGCGUGUGUGCCUGUCGCCGUCACAGUUGAUCACUGGGCGAUCAGAAGAAAGACCCUCGUGUGCUUAAAAGGAUUUGCACGCAUUGCUGAAACUCCGGGUUAGCAGUCUUAUUUUCUUGAAAGGUGGCAUUAUUUAGCAACAUUUAUUUCGUCCUCUUAUUGGCGUUUGAGGUCAUGUGUGGAAGCUACUGAUUUUUUGCAGGACAAAACGGAGACAAUGGGGUUUCAUAUGAACGCGGGGUGCUUGAGAAGGUAUGUCUCGGGAAUGAUCUUAUUUUCUGCCAUGAUUCACACAUCGUUUACUGUAACUCACUAUUCUAUCCCUGAAGAGAUGGAAGAAGGAUCCGUGGUCGCAAAUCUCGCCACCGAUUUAGGACUGGAUUUAGAUACUUUGAUUAAACGUAAAGCGCGACUAGAUGUAAUCGCUAAUAAGAAAUAUCUCGACAUAAACAAAGAAAAAGGAGAAAUGUAUAUAUUAGAAAAGAUUGAUCGUGAAAAUCUUUGUCCUGCUAAAACAACAACAACUUGUUUUUUAAAAAUGGAAGUGAUUGUGGAAAAUCCUGUGCGCAUAUUUUAUAUAGAAUUAGAAAUAACUGAUAUUAAUGACAAUAAUCCUCAUUUCCGACGUGACACUAUUCAUUUGGACAUUUUGGAAUCGACACCAGCAGGUGAAAGGUUUUCUGUCAGCAAUGCGGUGGAUUCUGAUGUUGGAUCCAAUUCGGUGAAAACGUACUUUCUAAGUGAAAGCGAUCACUUUGGCAUAGAGAUACAGUCUGGCAGAGACGGCUCUAAAUUUGCUGAUUUAAUUUUGAAAAAGUCGUUAGACCGUGAGGUUCAAGCUAUCCAUAAUCUGAUUCUUACUGCUGUGGACGGCGGAGUUCCUGCGCGCUCUGGUACAGCCAGCAUCGUUGUUCGAGUGCAGGAUGCAAAUGACAACGCACCAAAGUUUGAUCGGGAAAGCUAUACAAUUAAUGUCACAGAGAACUCCCCUAUAGGAAGUCUCGUCGUUAAACUAAAUGCAACUGACUUAGACGAAGGAUCUAACUCAGAUAUUGCCUACUCUUUCGGCCUAUACACGUCGGAAAAAGCACAAGAAGCUUUUAGUUUAAGCCCAAACACUGGUGAAAUACGAGUUAAAGAAACGAUUAAUUACGAGGAUUUCCGAAUUUAUAACAUGGAGAUUAUAGCAAAGGAUAAAGGUACUACGUCAUUAUCGGGACAAUGUAAAGUAACCAUUAUGAUUACAGACAUGAAUGACAAUCAUCCAGAAAUUUCAGUGCGAUCUUUUUCAAAUCCGGUUAAAGAGGACAUAGCUGUAGGUACAGUUAUCGCAGUGAUUAGUGUAAGUGACAAAGACUCUGGUGAAAAUGGCCAAAUUGAUGUUCAUAUACCUGAAAAUUUACCGUUUGCACUAAAGGAAUCAUCAGAGAAUUAUUACGAGCUCGAGGUAUCUGAACCACUAGACCGUGAAAAAGUAGCAGAAUAUGACAUAACAUUUACCGUUACUGACAGAGGAAACCCUCCGUUAUCUGAUAAUGAAACUGUAACUCUAGAAUUAUUGGACGUUAAUGACAACGUGCCACAGUUUCCACAAUUAUUUUAUACGAUACAGGUUAUGGAAAAUAAUCCACCCGGAGCUUUACUGAGUUCCCUCACCGCGCACGACCCAGAUCUCCAUGAAAAUCAGUAUCUCGUUUAUUUUAUAAUAGAAAAGGAAAUAAUGAAUACAUCAAUGUCAAUGCUCUUCUCCAUUAAUCCAGAGAACGGCAAUCUUUACGCGCUAAAAACGUUUGAUUAUGAGAUAGAGAAGGAGUUUCUUUUCCAUAUUGAAGCUAGAGACUCUGGUGUUCCUGCACUCAGCAGUAAUUUAACUGUUCACAUUAUUAUCAUGGACCAGAACGACAACACACCGGUUAUAGUGUCUCCAUGGCGCGCGCACGGCUCAGUGGUUGAGGAGAAAAUACCCAGAUCCACCGAUAAAGGAACUCUGAUAGCCAAAGUAAUUGCUAUAGACACGGACUCUGUACACAACUCCAGGAUUACUUAUCAAUUUCUCCAGAACACUGAUGCCACAUUAUUUAGUUUGGAUCAGUACAAUGGAGAGAUCCGGACCACCAGAAUGUUCAGUUAUAGAGACUCGCGCCACCAGCGACUCGUGGUGAUCGCCAAGGAUAACGGAGAUCCCUCUCUUUCUGCUACAGUCACCAUCAAACUGUCUACGGUGGAAACAGCGCUGAAAAGUUAUGCUGACAUGACUGAAGUGCCUAUUGAAUAUGAUAUCUUUUCCGAUUUAAAUCUGUAUCUGGUAAUCGGACUGGGCUCAGUAUCAUUCCUGCUACUUAUCACCAUAUUGGUGACCAUCGUGCUGAAAUGUCAGAAACCGAAGCCCAGUAAAGCUGCUCCUCCCUGUAGGAACAGCGUGAUCAGUGAGAGGAACUCUACCAUCGCAGAUUCCACUUUGGUCUCCAACGAUGCCUACUGGUACAGUUUAUUUCUAGCAGAGACCAGGAAAGGGAAGCUGGUAGUUAGACAACCUGUGCCAAAGGGAACGAGAUACAUUGUGUCCAGUAUACCGAGAAGCACUGGACUGACUGAGACUAGUGACUCAGCUGCAUCUACUCUACAGUACUCAAAAUGAGAGAUGUCCCUUCUCAUGCUGAAGGCCUCUACCACCACCAGUAGCAGUUCUUCAUGAGGCUUCAUUCCAACUACUGUUGUUCAAGUAAUGCUGAGAAGAUCUACAAAAAUGGAGUUUCUAAUUCCUGCACACCAAUUUUCUGAUUUAGAGCCCGUGUCUCUACUGGGAUUUUUCUUAAUACACCAAAUUUAAUUUCUUUUUUGUCUGUAAUAAUUUAACACACCUAAAUGACUUCAAUUCUGGUUGGGACUUAUGGAUUUGCUCACCUAGUAGAGGAUUUUCUCCACUCCCAAACAGAACAGUGUAUUGCAUAGGGCUCCAUGCAUGGAUCUGCAUGGCUAUAUCUGUGGAUAUUUGUUCACCUUAUAUGAACUUUUUGGACUCUUCCCUGUUUGACACAUCCAAGCUUAAGUAAGCUUGGUGGAAUCCUAAAAAUCACAUAAAAUGAAGAAUAACACAAAGAAGCACAAAGAAGUGUGGUUAAGCUGAUAGGACCUUGAAAUUGUGCAUAUUGUUGAUGAACUUGAACUGGCCAUGUUCACCUUUUCCCUAAUGGGUGUCCAACCUUUACAUGUAUGUUUUCACUAUGUGUUAUACAAUAUAUGUAUUUCUUGUUUGCCAACCUAAAAGUGUGACAAACAAAUCACAACAAAUUACACAUCUUCUAUUUAUAUCAUUUGUAUUGCAUUGCCAAAAAUAUAUUUCUUCAUCAGUGUUGCUUUCCAACUGAGUUGUAACCCAUCUUUGUCAUUUGCUCAUAAAGUAUCCCAGGUCAUAUUUGUUCAUUUAGGACUGUGGUUUUCAUUCUACAUGAAUUAUACUUACAAUAUACACAUGUAACCAUAUCAAUUUCAUAUUACAUUAUUUUUAGUCAUUUAAAUCUAGAACAAGUUUACUGUAAAUAAAUACAUAUUAGAUGGAAUACAGUAGAAAGGUGCAUAGCUUGCACUGUUGUGACAACAUUUAAAAUAUCUGCAUACUAUUGUGUUGACUUUACUGCAAUCUUAUAUUACUCAGUAAAAAAAGAAGUCGAAAACAAAGGUUUUGAUGGUGUCAUGUUUGAUUUUAUGGUGUUUUAUUUGUUUUAUGCAAAUUGUUAUGAUUUGUACAAAAAUGUACAACUCUUUAAUUGAAAUGUUUUCAUCUGUUUUAGAUGUUCAAAACUGAUUCAGCAUUAUUUUGUGAAGUGUUUUUUUUUUUGCUUUUUUGUUUUCUUUGUGUGUUUUUUUGCAAAGUGGUACAUUGGUGGUGCGUUAUUUAAAUGGUUGUGUGUUAACCUAUAAUAUGCACUGCAUCAUUUUCCUACUCUGCAGUUAUUCUUAAUGUUAAGAACCUGGCUUAUUAUUUGUGUAUAUCUACAAUAUAUCCAGGCUUCUGAUGACUUCCCCAGGCAGGACAUACACACCAAGGGGUUAUAAGGCCGGUAUGUUGCCAGGUACACUAACAUGUGAAUUAAUACAUAGAAAGGCACAAGUUGGUUUCCAUAUGAUCUGCUGUAUGAGCUAGCAGUUUAUGUAUACUGUUUACUACAAAAGCAACAUACACUGAAAGGGAACUAGAGGAAAUAUUCAUGCUUUCUUGCAACCCUUCCAUUGCAGCACUGUAAUAUGCCAUCAAAUCUCACUCGUAUGGACACACACUGCCUCAUUUCUUCCCCAAUAUGUUCUGCCUGGGAGGAAUUUCAUUAGAUUCUGUCUAACCUCCUAACCUUCAACUUUAUGACUAUGUGUACAUCAUAAUAUACAGAAUACACCUGUGGUCUGUUAAUUUUUAUAAAAAGGUAGAAAUGCAAAAAAAGUAUUCAGUGUGAAGAUAUAUGGAUGCUUUUUUAAAAUAUAUGUAAUUACAGCUAAUGUAAUGCAAGUAGUACAGCUAAAUGGAAUUAGCCUGUAUAACCUGUAUGUAGUUUAAAUCAGAACAUAAGCAUUUGAAUUUCACUGUCUGGAUUUUCAUGGUAUUGUGUUACAAUAAAGUAAUUAACUGAAAGUAAUGAUAAUGAUAAAUCAGUACAUCAGACACCUUAAAAGGAUAACUAUUCUGUAUUCUGCUGCAUGAUACAAUGCUGUUUAUUUUGUAUGUGUAUAUGCGGGGUGAAUAAUUAAAAUGGUUAAUCUUUAAAAAUAGCAUUGAGCUGACACCACACUUUACCUUGCUUUAAUUAUUUAUAUUUUUAUUAUACACAUUAGUAGUUCCACAUAACUCAUAAGCUUGGUUUACAUAAAAAAAAUGAAUUGUGCUACUAAUUGUAUUGAAUACCUCUUUUUUUCUUGUAAUUGCAAAAGUGUGAUUAAAAUACUUCAAAGGA
This is a messenger RNA of Hemibagrus wyckioides, 5481 nucleotides long. Its product is annotated as protocadherin alpha-C2-like. Bases 756 to 3176 code for a protein of 806 amino acids. NCBI's taxonomy places the organism in Eukaryota, Metazoa, Chordata, Actinopteri, Siluriformes, Bagridae. Gene Ontology annotation, cellular component: plasma membrane. Gene Ontology annotation, biological process: homophilic cell-cell adhesion. The record is from RefSeq and is a predicted model, not a curated record. Gene Ontology annotation, molecular function: calcium ion binding. The transcript has 3 exons.